CCCGUCUUCUCGAUCCCCUCCUCCCCUCCAUGCUCAAGACCUCACCUUGGAAUGGGGACCCUCAUCGGAAAAAGAAAUGGAAGCCCUCCAUUUUUACACCAAGGGGGUGGAUAAUCUCCUCCUCCCCCGCCUUGUAUAAAAGGGCCUCCUCCUCGGCCUAACUCCUCCAGUCCAGAGCAACACUUGUUGCCAACACAGGCACCACCAGCUCUGCUCUGCUCUGCCUGCCUCUUGAACCAAAACAGAGCAUCCAAGAGGAGGCGGUGGCAGAGGUAGAAGAAGAAGAAGAUGGCGCUCCUCCUCUUGGUGCUGGUCGGCGUUGUGGUCGGCGUGGUGGUGGCGAGCAGCCUGCUGCUGAGGUGGAACGAGGUGAGGUAUGGCAACGGCCGGAGGAAGGAGGGCCGCUUGCCGCCGGGGACAAUGGGGUGGCCGCUCUUCGGGGAGACCACCGAGUUCCUCAAGCAAGGGCCAUCCUUCAUGAAGCAGAGGAGGCUCAGGUACGGGCGGCUGUUCCGGACGCACAUCCUGGGCUGCCCAACGGUGGUGUGCAUGGACCCGGAGCUCAACCGCCGGAUGCUGCUCCAGGGCGAGGCCGGCGGCCUCGUCCCGGGCUACCCGCAGUCCAUGCUCGACAUCCUCGGCCGCAACAACAUCGCCGCCGUGCACGGCCCGCUCCACCGCGUCAUGCGCGGCGCCAUGCUCGGCCUCGUCCGUCCCGCCAUGCUCCGCACCAGCCUUCUCCCCAAGAUCGACGCCUUCAUGCGCGACCACCUCAGCGGCUGGGCCGGCAGCGUCGUCGACGUCCAGGCCAAGACCAAGGAGAUGGCCUUGCUGUCCGCACUCAGACAGAUCGCCGGCAUAACCGCAGGCCCUCUCUCUGACGCCCUCAAGACGGAGCUAUGCACCCUUGUGCUCGGCACCAUUUCCUUGCCAAUCAAUCUCCCCGGAACCAGCUACUACCAAGGCUUCCAGGCUAGGAAGAAGCUUGUGUCCAUGCUAGAGCAGAUGAUCGCCGAGCGGCGGUGCUCUGGUGAAGUGCAUGAUGACAUGCUGGAUGCUCUCUUGAGAAGCGGCAAUGAUGGGACCAGAGAGAAGCUCACUGAUGAGCAGAUCAUUGACUUGCUCAUCGCGCUCAUUUACUCUGGGUAUGAGACCAUGUCGACGACCUCGAUGAUGGCCGUCAAGUACCUGUCAGAUCACCCGCAAGCUCUCGAAGAACUCAGGAGAGAGCAUCUUGAUAUCAGAAAGGGGAAAUCGCCAGAGGAAGCCAUCAGCUACGAAGAUUUUAAGUCCAUGGCCUUCACUCGAGCUGUAAGUAGAAUUAAAAGUAUAACAAUAGAGGAUAAAGUCAGACUAGGAAUUUGGUAUGAACAAGAUCAUGAUGAACUGAUGGAUACAUCUGUGCAGGUCAUUUUUGAGACACUAAGAUUAGCUACAGUUGUGAAUGGGCUGCUGAGGAAAACUACUAAGGAUGUAGAAAUGAAUGGGUAUGUCAUUCCAAAAGGGUGGAGAAUCUAUGUUUACACGAGGGAGAUAAACUACGAUCCAUUCAUGUAUCCUGACCCAAUGACUUUCAAUCCGUGGAGGUGGCUGGAGAAGAACAUGGAAUCGCACCCGCACUUCAUGUUGUUCGGAGGAGGCGGCCGGAUGUGCCCCGGGAAGGAGGUGGGCACGGCGGAGAUCGCGACUUUCCUCCACUAUUUCGUGACCCGAUACAGAUGGGAGGAAGAAGGCAAGAACACCAUCUUGAAAUUCCCCCGUGUGGAAGCUCCCAACGGGCUACAUAUCCGGGUUCAUGAUUACUGAUCUUGCAACAUACAUUUUGCAGAGUUUAGGUAGAUAUGGCCCUGACUGAGGCGACGAGAGUGCAAUUCUGCGCCGAUGGAAAUAUUAGAUCAGCCUUGUAAGAAAUAGGAAACAUAGAUAUAGUGUAGGUAUUAUAGGUUUAGGAGGCAACUGAUGUAGAAGGCCACAAGAGGCAACAAUGUUCUUCUUUGUGAUCAAUUACAUAUGCAUGAUAAGCAGCACUAAACGUGUGUGAUA
Molecule: messenger RNA, 2043 nt
Organism: Triticum aestivum (bread wheat)
Lineage: Eukaryota; Viridiplantae; Streptophyta; Magnoliopsida; Poales; Poaceae
Product: cytochrome P450 85A1
Exons: 7
Coding region: 289-1806 (505 amino acids)
Biological process (GO): sterol metabolic process; multicellular organism development; brassinosteroid homeostasis
Molecular function (GO): monooxygenase activity; oxidoreductase activity, acting on paired donors, with incorporation or reduction of molecular oxygen; heme binding
Source: RefSeq, a predicted model, not a curated record